UUUCAAGCUUCCUGGCUGUCGAGCUAAAGGAGCCAUUUUCUUGCUGAUCGGAUUCUGACCAGUGUCGAAACAACAAUGGCAGCGCGGAUCCACACCGUCGGCGCCACUCCCUGCAGCUGGGUUUUUCAGGGUCUCCCAAGACAUUGAAUGGACGAGACAUCGGCUCUCUCCAGCCCUCACCUCGACGCCAUGUCCUGCAUGUCUUGAGCGAGCUGCGAGCCGAACCCCUUUCGAGCCUCUUGGUCUUCCUCGCCCCUCCCUUCCUUGCAUCCCGCCAGCCCAGAUCUGAAUUCGAUCUCGUCCCGGUCUCGUCCCGGUGUCUCGUCUCUGCGCUGUCUUGGCUGUGAAAAAUCCCCAGCACGUUGCUCGUUGCAUAUUGCACUACUGCAGCUGCAGCUUGGCCAACAUACAGUCUUGUCCUGUCCUGCCUCUUGACCAUCAACUGGUCUCCUGAGAAACCACACCGCCAACGGUGGGUGAUGGCGUCAGACAAGGAGUUCCCGCCGGCUCACGGCGACGAAAAGAACAGCGCCGUCCCCUAUGACGAGGACGUGGGCGUCGUCGAGGCUCGGGGCAACACCGAUGCCCUCCAACGGCACCUUGGCAAUCGCCAGAUCCAGAUGAUUGCCAUUGGAGGCUCCAUCGGAACGGCCCUGUUUGUUUCGAUCGGCAAUGGCUUGAUGGACGGCGGCCCAGGCUCACUGCUCAUUGCUUUUGCCCUGUACUCGGCCCUGCUCGGCUUGGUCAACAAUUGUAUGGCCGAGAUGGCCGUCUACAUGCCCGUUUCAGGCUCUUUCAUUCGCUUUGCUGGUAAAUGGGUUGACGAGGCAUUUGGGUUCAUGACGGGCUGGAAUUUCUUCCUCUACGAGGCCACCAUGAUUCCAUUCGAGAUCUCGGCCAUCAAUCUCGUCUUGACCUUUUGGCGCGACGACAUUCCCGUCGCAGCCGUCUGCGCCGCCUGCAUCGUCCUUUACGCAGCCAUCAACAUCUUUGCUGUCAAGUUCUAUGGCGAGGCCGAAUUUUGGUUGUCAAGUGGCAAAUUCCUCCUCAUCAUCAUCGUCUUUUGCUUCACCUUUGUCACCAUGUGCGGAGGAAACCCACAGCACGAUGCUUUCGGCUUUCGGUACUGGGCAAACCCAGGCUCCUUCGCAGAGCAUAUUCAUGAGGGCUCCUUGGGACGAUUUCAGGGGUUCCUCGGUGCUCUGUGGUCUGCGGCCUUCACCAUCGUCGGCCCCGAGUACCUCGCCAUGGUCGCAGGCGAGGCCCAGCGACCCCGGACUUACCUAAAGCAGGCCUUUAAGACGGUCUACUGGCGGUUCGGCAUCUUUUUCAUCGGCGGGGCUCUCGCUGUUGGCAUCAUCCUGCCCUACAACGACCCACUCCUGAACUCGGGCGACGGCGAGGGAACCGCGGCCGCCAGUCCUUACGUGAUCGCAAUGCGUAACAUGCAGGUCUCCGUCCUGCCGGAUAUUGUGAACGCUCUCCUGGUCACCAGCAUCUUCUCGGCCGGAAACGCCUACGUCUACUGUGCCAUGCGGUCCCUCUACGGAAUGGCACUAGAAGGACAAGCGCCGCACUUCCUCUCCAAGUGCACGCGCUCCGGCAUCCCGGUCUGGUGUUUCGCCGUGACCAUGGUCUUCCCGUUCCUCUCCUUCCUGGCCAUCUCGAACGGCACCGCGCAGGCCGUCCAGUGGCUGGCGAACCUAACGCAGGCAGCCCAGAUCAUCGACUACAUUGUCAUGUGCGUGACAUACCUGUACUUCUACCGCGCACUAAAGACCCAGGGCGUUGACCGCAGCACGCUUCCCUACACGGGAUGGUUCCAGCCGUACAGCGCGUGGAUCGGUCUCGUCGGCGAGAUCUUCACAGUCUCAUGCUACGGAUACGAGACCUUCCUGCCAGGCUACUGGGACGUCGGCACCUUCUUCAGCUACUACCUCAUGGUGUUCGUCGCGGUGCUGACGUAUACGGCGUGGAAGGUCGUCAAGAGGACCAAGAUUGUGAAGCCCGAGGAGGCGGACCUAGUGUGGGACAAGCCUGUCAUUGAUGCGUAUGAGGACUCGCUCAAGACGAAGCCUGAAGGGUUCUGGAAUGAGGUACUACAGAUGCUCAGGUUGAAGAAAAAGAGGAACGAACCUGUCGGGAACGAGUGAGGAGUUAUUCCUUGAAGACAAAGUCCUGAAAUCACUUCACGAUGAGGUCGAUCUCGAUUGCUCCCCUUUCCGUCGUAUGUGUAAAUAUAUGCACAACCACAUACGCGAAAUCUCAUUUCAG
This is a messenger RNA of Diaporthe batatas, 2274 nucleotides long. RefSeq lists its product as uncharacterized. The record is from RefSeq and is a predicted model, not a curated record. Gene Ontology annotation, molecular function: amino acid transmembrane transporter activity. NCBI's taxonomy places the organism in Eukaryota, Fungi, Ascomycota, Sordariomycetes, Diaporthales, Diaporthaceae. The transcript has 2 exons. Gene Ontology annotation, biological process: amino acid transmembrane transport. Gene Ontology annotation, cellular component: membrane. Bases 480 to 2153 code for a protein of 557 amino acids.